Molecule: messenger RNA, 2044 nt
Organism: Exophiala viscosa
Lineage: Eukaryota; Fungi; Ascomycota; Eurotiomycetes; Chaetothyriales; Herpotrichiellaceae
Product: monooxygenase
Exons: 3
Coding region: 343-1809 (488 amino acids)
Molecular function (GO): NADP binding; flavin adenine dinucleotide binding; N,N-dimethylaniline monooxygenase activity
Source: RefSeq, a predicted model, not a curated record
ACUAUGUUCGAUCACGUAUUCUAGAUUAUACGGACACAAAAUUCAUACAUACCAGGCUACUUACUCUCAUCCAAUCCUCUUCUGGGGCGUAUGUGCCGACCUGUUAUCACGAAAACACCACGAAUCACACACCCUUGCCUGAGCUGCAUUAGGUAGACCGAGGCAAAACCUGGCAAUCGGUUGUAUAAAACCAUCCGACCCUCCCCCGGGGCGGUUAUCAAGGCCCCAACGACCUUGCAUUGAAGUUGUAACCAUAUAUCGCCACUGCUCCCAGACUCCUCUUUCUCCUUCAAGGAGUCCUAGUCCUUGUACACCCGCCGCCUCCAUCGCCAGUAUUCCAUUAUGGCGAGCAACAAUUUUGACGUCAUCAUCAUUGGUGCAGGUAUCAGCGGUGUCAAUGCUGCCUACCGCCUCCAGGAGAGUCUUCCAGACUACUCCUACGCGGUCCUUGAGGGACGCGCGGAGAUGGGAGGAACCUGGUCGCUUUUCAAGUAUCCAGGUAUCCGAUCAGACAGUGACCUUCACACUUUCGGCUUCCCUUGGGACCCAUGGAAGGAAGACCGCGCCAUUGCAGACGCUCCAUCAAUCUUGAAAUAUGUCAAGACCACGGCUGAGCGCCACGGUAUUGACAAGCAUGUCAAAUAUCAACAUAUGGUCGAAUCCAUGAACUGGUCCUCUGAGAAACAACAUUGGCAACUUCAGGUCAACGUCGAAGGCGCCGAGACGCGGACCUACUAUGCCCGCCACAUUAUGAUAGGAACUGGCUAUUAUGACUACAAUCGAGGCCUCCCAGCUCGGAUCCCUGGUAUUGAGAAUUUCAAGGGCACCGUCGUUCAUCCUCAAUUCUGGCCCGAAGACCUUGAUUACGCCAACAAGAAGGUCGUCAUUGUCGGCUCUGGUGCCACCGCUGUCACACUGCUGCCCAGUAUGAGCGAAAAAGCGGAGUCAGUCACCAUGCUCCAAAGGAGUCCUGGUUACUUCCUCAUUGUUCCUCUCACCUUUCCUAUCGACAAAGUGUUAAAAGCCAUUUUGCCAGAGAAAUGGGCUUACCAGCUUAUUCGAUGGCGAUUCAUGUUGCUGUCUCUUUUCUUCUUCCAUUUCUGUCGACUCUUCCCAGAGCGAGGCAUCAAAGCUUUGCGCAAGACCACAGAGAAGGAAUUGCCCCCGACUAUCCAAUUCGAUAAGCACUUUGUUCCGAAGUACAAUCCGUGGGAGCAAAGGAUGUGCAUAACCCCAGGAGGUGAUUUCUUCGCCGCUCUUCGGUCUGGCAAAGGCAAUGUGGUCACUGACAUCAUUGAGACUGUGACUGCUGGUGGCAUUCAGCUGAAGUCUGGGCAAUAUCUCGACGCUGACAUCAUCGUCACAGCAACUGGUCUCAAGAUGCAAAUUUUUGGUGGUAUCAAAGUGAAUGUCGACGGUGAACCCUUCAAUCCAGGCAAGAAAUUCAUUUGGCGUGGUGCUCUGCUCCAAGAUCUGCCCAAUUUCACUUAUGUCUUCGGCUAUACGAACGCUAGCUGGACUCUUGGGGCUGAUGCGACAGCGCUCCUGUGGGUGCGACUGUUGAAGCAAAUGAAGAAAAAGAGUAUGACUAGCGUGGUGGCUAGACUCGACGAGAAGGAAGGUGUCGUGGAAGUGCCCCUGUUGAAUCUGAGCAGUACUUACAUCAAAAGCGCAGCGGAGGAGGGCGCACUUCCCAAAGCUGGCGAUCGAGGUCCCUGGACGCCGAGAAGUGCAUAUCUCUGGGAUUUCUGGCAUGCCAAAUUUGGUGAUAUCGCAACCGGGUUGCAGUUCUAUCGGGUCUCGAGUUAGAUGCUUGAGGCUAUUGAGACGGGAAUGCCCUGAAGGGCGUAGCGGAGCGGCACUUGAGGAUUGCGUAUAUGUAUAUGGUCGGGUUAAAGCGCUUCUUGUGGUGUAAUAUAGGAAUAAAUGUCGCUGUCUGAAACGUAUAUGAACGUCUAAGGAGAUAUCUUGUGCAUGGUUCAACAAAAACUGCGUCCAGGUCAGAAGUAAGACGUUGCUCAUGAGUGACAUAUCUAGGUACUCG